Molecule: messenger RNA, 354 nt
Organism: Prorocentrum cordatum
Lineage: Eukaryota; Dinophyceae; Prorocentrales; Prorocentraceae
Source: the annotation of a GenBank genome assembly
AUGUCCGCCUGGAGGGCCAGGGUCGACCAUGAUGUGACCGUCCGCCAGAUCCAACAGAUCUUGCAGGGGUGGCUGAAACAACAGGAGAGCAAAGACCUCCAGGCCGCACUCGGCCCGGAAGUCUUCCGAGUCCAGCGGGGCCGCGCCUCCCCGCCCGACGUCUUCUCUUCGAAGCAGCCGCUGUGGCUGGAGCUGGUGAAACUGUGCCCUGAGUGCCGCCUCUCGCCUACGAGGACCACCAGUGCCAUUUUGGCAAUGAACGCCGAGGAGGAGUGCCUGUUUGGCGGAAAAAGCUUCCAGACCCAGGCCGACGACAUCGGGGGCGCCAUCAGGGCCACUGUAGCGAAGAUCCGG